This is a messenger RNA of Eptesicus fuscus (big brown bat), 2326 nucleotides long. RefSeq names its product PBX homeobox interacting protein 1 (gene PBXIP1). NCBI's taxonomy places the organism in Eukaryota, Metazoa, Chordata, Mammalia, Chiroptera, Vespertilionidae. The record is from RefSeq and is a predicted model, not a curated record. The coding region runs from base 90 to 2273 and encodes 727 amino acids. The transcript is spliced from 11 exons.
GUCUGGGAACCAGGCGAGGCCGCAACAAGUUCAGCUGAAGGCUGAAGUGACAGCUGGACCAGGUGACGGCCUCAAGGACCCCAGCGACGAUGGCCUCCUGCCCAGAUUCGGACAAUAGCUGGGUGCUUGCCGGCUCAGAGAGCCUGCCUGUGGAGACCCUGGGCCCAGGGUCCACGGUGGACCCAGACCCUCAGAGAGCUCCCCCGGCCCCUUGGAGCCCCUCCAAGGCAGAUGGUGAAGAAUUAGCUGGGACCUUGGAUGGAGAAGAGACCCUCCCCGAGAGGGAAGGCUCCCAGUCCGGUCCCACGCCGCCAGAGGAAACGGAGGCCCAGGGCGUCCCGGAAGGCGAUGGUCGUGAUACGGAGCUCCCUGGCUCCGGAGACACAGUGGUCCCGGGAGACGUGGAGGAGACCCCCGUGGGGGCAGACCUGGGACCCGACGCACAGGACCCGGAGGAUCAGAGCUUCCCACAGAGCCUGCCCUCAUCCCCCAGUGCAGCGUGGACCAGGGAGGCGGCCCGCUGCACCAGCAGCGAGGAGGACACCGACGCGGACGUGGAGGGUCUGCGGCGCCGGCGGCGCGGUUGGGAGCCCAGCGCUCCUCAGCCUGUGGGGCCCCCGCGUGUGGAGGCCCCGGCCGAAGGCGAGGGUGUAAGCGGGGAGCCGGGCAUCUCCCUCAACAUGUGCCUCCUCGGGGCCCUGGUUCUGCUGGGCCUGGGGAUCCUCCUCUUCUCAGGGGGCCUCUCGGAGUCUGAGAAUGGGGCCCUGGAGGAAGUGGAAAUGCAGGUCUUUCCAGAUGCCACUGUGGACCACGAGAUGGCGGAUGCUGUGGGGGAUGGGCAGGAUGGGCGAAGGCAGCAGCUGCAGGCCUCAGCGCCCCCUGACAGUGUUCCCAGCCUGCAGAACAUGGCCCUCCUGCUGGAUAAGCUGGCCAAGGAGAACCAGGACAUCCGGCUGCUGCAGGCCCAGCUGCAGGCCCAGAAGGAAGAGCUUCAGAGCCUGAUGCAGCGGCCCAAAGUGCUGGAAGCGGAGAAUGCCCAGCUCCGAGGGGCCCUGCAGCACGGCGAGGCCUCGCAGAGGGCCCUGGAGUCAGAGCUGCAGCAGCUGCGGGCCCGCCUCCAGGGCCUGGAGGCCGCCUGCCUCCGGGGAACCGACGGGGUGUGCCUCAGCUGGGGCAGAGGCCCACAGGGUGGCCAGGUCCCCGAGGAGCCAGGCCCUCAGGGGCAGGAGCCGGGCACUGGCUUCCUAGAGCAGAAGGAACGGCUAGAGGCCGAGGCCCAGGCAUUGAGGCAGGAGCUGGAGAGGCAGCAGCGGCUCCUGGGGUCUGUGCAGCGGGAGCUGGAGCAGAGCUUGAGGGAGGCAGGCCAAGGGGACCCGGCUCAUGCUGGCCUCGCCGAGCUGGGCCACAGGCUGGCUCAGAAGCUGCAAGGCCUGGGGAACUGGGGCCAGCACCCGAGGGUCCCUGGCAAUGCCUCAGGAGCCGGGAGUCAGGAGCCACUCCAGGGUCCCAGAGCGCGGGGUGGAAAGGAAAAGUGGCGGGGUGGGCAUGGGGACCGGCAGGCUGAGCACUGGAAGCACAGGAAGGAGGAGUCGGGCUGGGAAUGGAAGAAGAGCUGGGGGGGCAAGGAGGACAGGGAGCCGGCCGGGCGGUGGAAGGAGGGCAAGCCAAGAGCGGAGGAGCGGGGCAAGGAUGGUAAGCGGCAGGGCCCCAAGGAGCCCCCCAGGAAAACCGGGAGCCCCCACUCCCCUGGAGAAAGGCAGAAGCACCCUCAGUGGAAGGAGGGGGCUAAAGACCAGCAUGACCCUCUGCCAGCCUGGGCAGAGCUAUCGAGGCACAAGUACCGGGCGCCCCAGGGCUGCUCGGGCGUGCACGAGUGUGCCCGGCAGGAGGGCCUGGCCUUUGGCGUGGAGCUGGCCCCGGUGCGGCAGCAGGAGCUGGCCUCUCUGCUGAGGACCUACCUGGCGCGGCUGCCCUGGGCUGGGCAGCUGACCAAGGAGCUGCCCCUCUCGCCUGCUUACUUCGGUGAGGAUGGCUUCUUCCGCCAUGACCGCCUGCGCUUUCGGGACUUUGUGGAUGCCUUGGAGGACAGCCUGGAGGAGGUGGCAGUGAGACAGACCGGUGAUGACGACGAGGUGGAUGACUUUGAGGACUUCAUCUUCAGCCACUUCUUUGGGGACAAAGCACUGAGGAAGAGGUCGGGGAAGAAAGACAAGCCCUCCCGGAGCCCCAGGCCCAUGGGGCCCAGGGAGGAGCACAGCCACCGCAGAGGCUGAGGCUGCUGCUGGCGACGCCCGCCUGCCUGCCCGCCCGACUGCCCCGGAUGGAA